Messenger RNA from Colletotrichum higginsianum IMI 349063, 1185 nucleotides. Its product is annotated as Integral membrane protein. The transcript has 5 exons. The coding region runs from base 1 to 1185 and encodes 394 amino acids. NCBI's taxonomy places the organism in Eukaryota, Fungi, Ascomycota, Sordariomycetes, Glomerellales, Glomerellaceae. The record is from RefSeq and is a predicted model, not a curated record.
AUGCAUCGUGGUCCCGUCCAUCAUCCCCCCUCCCCAGCGUCGCAUGCCGCCUGGAGUCUCCAAGGCCCCUCCCGUCCCCCCCUCCCAUCCCAUCCCCAUGUUUCUCGAUGGGUUUUGAAAAAGAAGGUUCACCCCUCGACCCAUGGCUGCUCGGCUUCGCUCUCAACAUAUCCCAUCAGCCCCAGUUCACGAAGAAAAAAAUGCUGGCGUUUACCAGAGCGCCGACGAGGAUCCACAUAUAACAGAGGGUCGAGGACGGAUAUCGAGAACAGAGGCGAGUGGAUUCUCUCCGGCCUCAACGAUUCCGUGGGGAGGUCACCCCACCAGAGCACGAUGGCUUCCGACCAGGAGAGGCAGAACAGCCUCAUCAUCACCGCGUGCUUGUUCACGGGCAUUUCAACACUCGUGGUGGUCGCUCGUACCUUCGUCCGGACUGUUGUGAUCCGAAAGCCUGGUUUGGAUGACUACGCUAUGCUCGUUGCCAUGGCUUUUACGCUGGCGUAUCUAGCCGAGAUCUUCAUGGGCAAGGCCAACCACAUCGGCUUCCCGAGGGACAGCCUGAGCAUGGAGAACAUGACCAACCUCCUCAAGAUCACUCUGGCCAUUGAAUGCCAGCCACUCCACAAGAUGUGGGACUUGACCCAGACCGUCGAGGGAGUGUGUAUCAACACCACGGCCUUCUUCUACUUCACAUCCGGCUUCAACAUCGUGACCGACAUCUGGAUUCUCGUCCUCCCCGUCAAGACUCUUUCGGGCAUUCUCCGGCCUCGCAGGGAGAAGAUUGCACUCAGCAUCAUUUUCGGCGUCGGUUUGUUCGCCACGAUCACCUCGGUCAUUCGGCUCCAUACCAUCUACACGUACACCCUUGCCGAGGACGUCUUUCGCGAAAGCAUCCUCGUCAACAUCUGGUCCAUGCUCGAAAUCAACAUUGGCAUCAUCUGUGCCAGCGUCCCCGCCCUGAAACCCCUUUUUACCCCCAAAGCCCUCAGGGAAGCAACAAACCGAAACAGACGGACAGGAUAUCAGUAUCACAGUCAGGAGAGGUCGGCCUUCAACUCAAAUGGCUCAAAUUCUAGGGACGGUGCGUUCGACCUGAACCGAGUCGGCGAGCAAGCCAACUCUAAAACAAUGUUUCAGAGCACAUCCCGCAAAUCAAGAAGCGAGGAUAGUAUACUUGGUGUAUAG